UAUGGCCGAAGUCCUACUGUGUCUCUUCUUCGUGACUACUUUUCUGGGUUUUGUAGCUGGACAACAGACCAAGUGUUCUGUAUCUGUUGGUGCAUCACUCACAGCAACCCCCGGUGUCACACCAUGGCUUUCAUCUUCUGGUGACUUUGCCUUUGGGUUCCGACAACUUGAAGGGAACGAUAAUUUCUUAUUAUCCAUAUGGUAUGACAAGAUACCUGACAAAACCAUCAUCUGGUAUCCAGAAACAAAUGCUACUGUGUCUAGAGGAUCGAAAGUCGAGCUAAUUGAUCAGCGUGGGCUUGUACUCACUGAUCCUCAAGGCAGAGAAGUAUGGAGUACUUCCAGCUCUUUUUCUGAUCUUGCAUGUGGUUUUAUGAAUGAUACUGGUAACUUUGUGAUUCUUGGCAAUAAUUCUGGCAAGAUAUGGGAGAGUUUUAGUUAUCCAGCAGAUACCCUAUUGCCUACUCAGGUUAUGGAGAUACGUGGACAGAUCAAUUCGAAAAAAAACAAAACAAACUUCUCUCGUGGAAGAUUCCAAUUACGUAUGGUAACAAAUGGGAAUCUUGUUCUUAAUAUUCGAGAUAUAUUUUCCAAUUUCCCUCUUAAUCCUUACUAUGUAAGUGGAACUUCAGAUGCCGGCAAUUCAACAAAUUCUGGUUACCAAUUGAGCUUUGAUGCAACGGGAUACAUGUAUAUAUUGAGAAGAAAUGGCCAAAAAUAUGAUCUUACUCGAAGAGACGCACUUCCUUCUGGAGAUUAUUAUCACAGAGCUACUCUAGAUCCUGAUGGGCUUUUUACUCAAUACUACCACCCCAAGAAUCCCACUGGAAAUGCAAGUUGGGCAGUUAUAUGGUCUGAGCCAAAAGAAAUAUGUUUUAGUGGGGAUAUAGGUAGCGGAGCUUGUGGGCUUAACAACGUUUGCAGCCUUGAUGGUAACCGGCCAAAGUGUGAAUGCCCACAGGGGUUUUCGUUGCUUGAUUCCAAUGAUCCAAAUGGUGACUGCGACCAUGAUAUCAGUCCAAGAUGUGAUGAAGGUUAUGGGGGAGAUCUGUUUGAUUUCAUCGAGCUCAAUAAUACUGAUUGGUCAGGAUCUGACUAUGCACAUAUCAGACCAAGUAAUGAAGAAAACUGCAAACUUUCUUGCAGGGAAGAUUGUUUCUGUGCUGUUGCGAUUUUCCGGGACGACCAAUGUUGGAAGAAGGCAAUUCCUCUCUCCCAUGGAAAGAAGACUUCAGAAUAUGUGAAGGCAUUCCUGAAAUACCAGAAAGAUGAACGUCCUCCUCAAUGCCCUCCUUGGAUUUUAAAAGAAAAAGAUCAGAGAAGCCUGGUACUUGUUGGAUCAGUUCUUUUAGAGCUAGUCGAAGCUACUAAUGGGUUCAAGGAUGAACUGGGAAAGGGGGCUUUCGGGAUAGUCUAUAAAGGCGUAAUAGGGACAAACAUCGUGGCAGUAAAGAAGUUGGAUAGAGUGGUUGAAGAUGGCGAGAAGGAAUUCAAGACGGAAGUUAACGUCAUUGCAAGGACUCAUCACAAAAAUUUGGUGCAGCUUCUUGGGUAUUGUGAUGAUGGUGAGCAACGCCUAUUGGUUUACGAGUAUAUGAACAAUGGCACUCUCGCAGCCUUUCUUUUCAAAGACGUGAAGCCAAGUUGGAAAGAAAGGAGUUAUAUUGGUGUAGGCAUAGCAAAGGGACUCGCAUACCUCCAUGAAGAGUGUAGCACACAGAUCAUCCACUGUGACAUAAAGCCUCAAAAUAUUCUUCUUGACGAUUACUACAAUGCUAAGAUWUCWGAUUUUGGAUUGGCAAAGCUUUURUUGAUGAAUCAAAGUCGAACAAAUACUGGAAUAAGAGGAACGAAAGGAUAUGUUGCUCCAGAAUGGUUUAGGAACACCCCCGUCACUGUGAAGGUUGAUGUAUUCAGCUAUGGCGUGUURCUAUUAGAGAUCAUUUCAUGUCAAAAGAGUGUGGUUUUUGACAGUGAUAAGGAAGAUGUGGAAGUUUUAACUGAUUGGGCAUGGGAUUGCUAUCAUGAAGGUAGAGUGGAUGCAUUUGUUGAGGAUGAUAUGGAGGGGUUAGAUGACUUGGAGAGAGUAAUAACAUUUGUGAAGGUUGGUCUAUGGUGUGUACAAGAAAACCCUUGUUUGAGGCCAACCAUGAGGAAGGUAGUCCAGAUGCUUGAAGACCUUGAAGUGACAGAUCCUCCAUGUCCAUACCCUCUAUUUGGUACCUCCAUCUAAUUAUCAAAUAGCUCUGCCAUUAAUGUGAUGGUAACUUGUUCUAUAUAUUAAUUGUUUCCUACUGUUAGUUGUAAAAAAUAAUUCGAUCUAUAUAGUUUAAU
This is a messenger RNA of Cynara cardunculus var. scolymus (artichoke), 2334 nucleotides long. Its product is annotated as G-type lectin S-receptor-like serine/threonine-protein kinase LECRK3. Gene Ontology annotation, biological process: protein phosphorylation. The coding region runs from base 2 to 2233 and encodes 743 amino acids. NCBI's taxonomy places the organism in Eukaryota, Viridiplantae, Streptophyta, Magnoliopsida, Asterales, Asteraceae. The record is from RefSeq and is a predicted model, not a curated record. Gene Ontology annotation, molecular function: protein serine/threonine kinase activity; ATP binding. The transcript is spliced from 2 exons.